Molecule: messenger RNA, 422 nt
Organism: Camelina sativa (false flax)
Lineage: Eukaryota; Viridiplantae; Streptophyta; Magnoliopsida; Brassicales; Brassicaceae
Source: RefSeq, a predicted model, not a curated record
GGUUGCAUCACAACCAAAGAACUGGGUACAGUUAUGCGUUCACUAGGACAGAACCCAACAGAGGCUGAGCUCCAAGACAUGAUCAACGAGGUUGAUGCAGAUGGAAACGGCACCAUCGACUUUCCCGAGUUUCUGAACCUGAUGGCUAAGAAGAUGAAAGACACUGACUCAGAGGAAGAACUAAAAGAAGCAUUCAGAGUUUUCGACAAGGACCAGAACGGUUUCAUCUCCGCUGCUGAGCUACGCCAUGUGAUGACCAAUCUUGGGGAGAAGCUAACUGAUGAAGAAGUUGAAGAGAUGAUCCGUGAGGCUGAUGUUGAUGGAGAUGGUCAGAUUAACUAUGAGGAGUUCGUCAAGAUUAUGAUGGCUAAGUGAUUUGAUAAAAGGUGAUGAUGAUGACCUUUUAUAUGCUUCUAGGAGUU